Messenger RNA from Prorocentrum cordatum, 2137 nucleotides. Lineage: Eukaryota; Dinophyceae; Prorocentrales; Prorocentraceae. The record is from the annotation of a GenBank genome assembly.
ACGCGGAUCUGGACAGAGUGGACCGAGAGGCUCACAUGAGCGGUACCAGAACGGGCCUUCCUCCACGAGGGAGCGAACGCUUGACCUCUCUCCCUCGGCUGGGCCCGCGGAGGAUCCGCGGAGGCUUUUGGACGCAAGACGAGGGUAGCUCCGCCGUCCGCCGGUUGGCUCCGAGGUGCUGCAGGCGGCCUCAGCACUCUUUUCCAACGAAGCCCCCCCCCCCACAGAAGGCACAGCAGGAAGCUGAGUGUGGUGCGCGCGCGUGCACCUGGCGCGAGAUGGCGUCCUGGUGCUCGGCGACGCCGCGCCUCUUGCUGCUCGCGUCCCUGGCCCUCGAGUCGGCGGGGACCCGGCUGCGCAGCGCAGGCAGCAGCUCGGAGUCCCUGUGGUACAACCUGGACGGGUACGUUUACGGGGACGGCGCGAGCAAGCUAUCCAAGCCAACCGUGUUCUUGACCGCUGACGACGCGCGCGGCGACAGCGCCGCCGAUCUUGCCCUCGCUGCGUCCGAGGCGAGCAGGUCCAAGACGCGGGCUGGCCAGGAAUCCUUCGCUCAGCUCGGCCACAAGGCGCACAAGAGCAGGCGCCAGAUGCCAGGUGACGACUACGGAGACGGGUACGAGUAUGGCGACCGCGAGAUGAACGCGCGCAACGAGGACAGCGCGGACUACUCUGUGCACCAGUUCUUGGCCAACGACGACGCCCGGGAUGGGCCUGUGUCCACUGGCGACGACAGCGAUGCAGCUGCAGAGGUGAGGAGGUCCAGGGAGCUUGCGAGCCAGGACCACUUCAACAGCGAGAACACGCCGGCCGCAGAUGACGACUUCAUCCAGCUCAAGUCGAAGUCGCGCAAGAGCAGGCGCCAGAUGCCCGGUGACGACUACGGGGACGGGUACGAGUACGGCGACUGCGAGAUGAAUGCGCGCAACGAGGACAGCGCGGACUAUCCAUCAGUGCACCAGUUCUUGGCCAACGACGACGCCCGGGAUGGGCCUGUGUCCACUGGCGACGACAGCGACGCAGCUGCAGAGGUGAGGAGGUCCAGGGAGCUUGCGAGCCAGGACCACUUCAACAGCGAGAACACGCCGGCCGCAGAUGACGACUUCAUCCAGCUCAAGUCGAAGUCGCGCAAGAGAAGGCGCCAGAUGCCCGGUGACGACUACGGGGACGGGUACGAGUACGGCGACCGCGAGAUGAACGCGCGCAACGAGGACAGCGCCGACUACUCUGUGCACCAGUUCUUGGCCAACGACGACGCCCGGAUGAACGCGCGCAACGAGGACAGCGCGGACUACUCGGUGCACCAGUUCUUGGCCAACGACGACGCCCGCGACGGGCCUGUGUCCACCGGCGACGACAGCGACGCAGCUGCAGAGGUUGAGGAGGUCCAGGGAGCUUGCGAGCCAGGACCACUUCAACAGCGAGAACACGCCGGCCGCAGAUGACGACUUCAUCCAGCUCAAGUCGAAGUCGCGCAAGAGAAGGCGCCAGAUGCCCGGUGAAGACUACGGGGAAGGGUACGAGUACGGCGACCGCGAGAUGAACGCGCGGAACGAGGACAGCGCGGACUACUCUGUGCAUCAGUUCUUGGCCAACGACGACGCCCGGGAUGGGCCUGUGUCCACUGGCGACGACAGUGACGCAGCUGCAGAGGUGAGGAGGUCCAGGGAGCUUGCGAGCCAGGACCACUUCAACAGCGAGAACACGCCGGCCGCAGAUGACGACUUCAUCCAGCUCAAGUCGAAGUCGCGCAAGAGAAGGCGCCAGAUGCCCGGUGACGACUACGGGGACGGGUACGAGUACGGCGACCGCGAGAUGAACGCGCGCAACGAGGACAGCGCCGACUACUCUGUGCACCAGUUCUUGGCCAACGACGACGCCCGGGAUGGGCCUGUGUCCACUGGCGACGACAGCGACGCAGCUGCAGAGGUGAGGAGGUCCAGGGAGCUUGCGAGCCAGGACCACUUCAACAGCGAGAACACGCCGGCCGCAGAUGACGACUAAGGCUGGGCGGGCAGGUUCUGCAGUCCGUGCAUCGGCAUUGCUGCAGACCGUGCAUCGACAUUGCUGAGACGUAGCUGCGGGCCGCGCUUCGAGUUUACCAUUCGCCGUCGGCCGCAGGAAGGACUGUGGAAAA